UUGUUCAUGUUUUUUCCCCAUAUGCAAUAAGCUAUUACAGGCUGAUCCUUUCCUUUAAGAACUAACUAAAUCCAAAACAUCCCUGCUGUUCACACCGGUUGAAGCGUUAGCCAACAUUUCUUGGCAGGAGACCUUCAUAGUUUCUCUUUCGGGAAACAGAAAUAAAGGGAUAGAUAAAGAUAUUCUUGCAAUCCUCUAAUCAUCCAAAUCAAAUGCUGAGAGAAAGAGGAGGAGAAAAGGCAGAGGGAGGCUGACUUGGAGGCAGAGUAGAGCUUUCACAGUUACUCGCAGACUCGUCCACGCCUGUGUGAGUUUCUUUCUUUGUGUCUGCAACCAGCUAAAUAUGCAGCCCCUUCUUUAACAUCUUGUGCAAUGAGGGUGCUGCGCCUCUACCCUACCUGCAGCCUGCUAAGGUGGCUCUUGGCUUUGUUGGCUCUUUGUAUCCAGCCACCAACACAAGGAUGGAGUCAGGAAGGACAUAGUGAAGAUGAUAUAUUCCUUCUGCCUAUUAACUCUUCCAGCAGGUCACUGGCCAACUUGGAGCUUGAUUUACAGAAUGAGAAAAGAACCACUGCCCACGAGAAUGUUGACGAGAUCCAGACAGGUCAGCCCAUUGAUGCCACAGCUUCUCAUCCUUCAGCUCCCUCCGAUAGCAACAUAUGGGACACCAGUAGAGACACUUUGAUUCUCUCGCCCCGAAAACAGCAGGAGUUCCAUCCCUCUUACUCACAGCAACAUGGGGCAGCACACUGCAAUGUCAGUGUACAGAGGCUAAUGCUCACCUCUCUGUUGGUUCGCUGGGGACGCCAGCUGGGAUUUCAGUGUGACCUGUUGCUCUUCUCCACCAAUAAUCAUGGUAGAGCUUUUUUCUCUGCAGCUUACAAUCGUGUUGUGUCCCCAGUUGUCAUUGAGCAUCUUGGGGUUGCUGGUGCCCAGCAGGAGUUUCGACUUUGUGUAGGUUGUGGAUGGUCAAGGGGCAGAAGGAGUGGUCAUCUCAGGCACCAUCAAGCAUCAGCCCCUGGUUCUUCCACUUUUUCUUUCAUUUCUUCGUCAUCCUCUUCGACUGAACCUCAUAAUUCAUUACAAGGAGAAUCACUCAAUUUUUGUUGCCUGGAUUUCAGCUUAGAGGAACUGAGGGGGGAACAGGGAUGGAGAAUGAAUCGAAAACCCAUUGAAUCCACUUUGGUGGCUUGUUUCAUGACUCUGGUGAUCAUUGUCUGGAGUGUGGCUGCCCUCAUCUGGCCAGUGCCCAUAAUUGCAGGGUUCUUGCCUAAUGGAAUGGAACACAGACGGACAAGUAGUAAAUAGCCAUUCUCAGAUAUGGUACAAUAGUGUUGUGGUAAAUAGUUUCUCCUAUUUCCACUUUUUUAUUUCAAAAUCUUUUAGUUUUCUGCAUACAUUUUUUUUAUUUCUUUCUGCACCAGAUGACUACAUUUGAGAAAAAUAUGCGUACAAUUAAAUUGUGUUCAAUUUUAUGUACAUUUACAGUACAGUAUGAAUGUGAUACAAAUAAUUUUAGUGGUUUACAUGGGUUUCUGAUACACAUGUACGUACAAGUGAUGUAGAUUGUAUAUUUUGUACUUUAACAUAAUUCAGUACUUGUACUUUCAUGCCAACUGGGUUAUCUACAUAUCAAUUUUGCAGUCCAAAGGCCUAUACAAAUACAUGCCCCUAACACCCUUUUAAAUGCCCCUUCUUUUGGUAAACUCAAUGUUUCUUCAAUAAUGUUACUACAAUAAAGUGUAAUAGAAAAACUCUUUUUCCUAAGAAAAGAAAAAACAUAA
Messenger RNA from Spea bombifrons (plains spadefoot toad), 1784 nucleotides. RefSeq names its product transmembrane protein 158 (gene TMEM158). NCBI's taxonomy places the organism in Eukaryota, Metazoa, Chordata, Amphibia, Anura, Pelobatidae. The transcript has a single exon. The record is from RefSeq and is a predicted model, not a curated record. Bases 373 to 1308 code for a protein of 311 amino acids.